AUGGAAGAUUUAGAAGAAGUUCCUAUUGUGGAGUAUAACACCCAGGCAACGGAACCACUUUUAACAAUUCAACCAUCUACAAUGACUGUAGAUGAACUGAAAGAAUCUGCCGUUACAGAAGGAAUGAAAGAAGUUUUUACUAAUUCCGCAGAAGAAACUGAAAACACGGCGGCUGAGGUAACAGAGAAAAUUGAAGAGAUUGAAGAUAGCGAAGAACAAGAAGAAGAAGAAGAAAGCAUAACAGAAAUUCCAGAAAUUCAAACAACUACAGAAAGUGGGCAUAGUGAUGAAUCUUUUGAAGAUAUUGAAACAACAACUGAAACAAAGCAUGACACACAUGAAGAUGUUUAUUGCACUGAUGACACUGUUGUAACUACUCCAACAGUAUUAGCACCUCCUCCGCAGUUCAACUCUUUGUUGCUUCCUUUGUUACUUCAACAGCAGCAGCAGCAGCAGCAACAGCAACAACAAAUUCUGUCAUUACCAACCUCUAAUCCCCUUCUUGGGUUGGCGCAACCUGAUCUUAACCUCUUGCCCAACAAUAAUUUAAAUUUAAACAACGAUAUUUAUAGCAAUAGUCCUAAACCUAAUAUUUUAUCGGAUUUAAGUAGCAACGAAGACUUUUCUGAAGAUAUUGAGGAAAGUGGUGAGGACACACCCCCUCCACAACCACCAUCCCCACCUCCAUCUUCACAUGUAAGGCAUAGACAAAGAACACCAAAACCAAGUCCACCAAAAAUGACAAGUGUGGUGACAUUGUAUGUAUCUGGUAAAUUCCCUGGUGAAUUCAGUACGGUGCUUUCGACUGUUAUAUCUGAUGAUACACAAACCGUGCGGAAACGUGAAGCAGUUUAUUAUGAAGAUGUUCGAGUAACUCCGACUCUAAUGCCAUCCAUUCACCAACUUAUUGGUUCGCAAACUGAUAUUUUGGAAAAUACGAUUACUUAUAAUGAACCUAAUUCUGCCCUGGAAGCUCAAAGUGAAACACAAAGCCUAGAAAGUAUAGUUGGAAAAAUAAGUGAUCAUAUACGAUAUGACGCAUCACCGACGUACGUUGUAAAAUUGGCAAAUCCAUCUGCGAUCACGGAAAAACAACAAAGGUCAGUGGACGAUGUCUCU
Molecule: messenger RNA, 1119 nt
Organism: Iphiclides podalirius (scarce swallowtail)
Lineage: Eukaryota; Metazoa; Arthropoda; Insecta; Lepidoptera; Papilionidae
Source: the annotation of a GenBank genome assembly